UUUACCACUUAUAUAGAGAAUUGCGUAAUAGUAAUGAGACUUUGUUUUACACAUAUACAAGAAUGUCUAUAAAAACAUUUGAUUAUAUUGUUGAAUGUAUAAGACCAGAGUUUAAUCUUAACACUACCAAUUUUCAAGUUCCAAUACCUGUGGAGGAAAGAUUACUUUUAACAUUGCGGUAUUUAGCAACAGGAAUGGCUUUUAGACAACUAGCUUUAUCGUUCAGAAUAUCUAAAUCGGCAGUAGCACAAAUAGUUAUAGAUGUAUGCAAAGCUAUUUGGUGUACUCUAAAGAAUAAACACAUGCCUACUCCAACAGUAGAAAAGUUUAAGAAAAUAGCAAACGAAUUCUAUGAAAAAUGGGAUUUUCCUAAUUGUGUGGGCAGUGUUGAUGGAAAGCAUAUAAGAAUAAAAUGUCCUAAAAAUUCCGGAAGUAUGUUCUACAAUUAUAAACAAUAUUUUUCAACAGUUUUAAUGGCAGUUGCUGACGCCAGAUAUAGAUUUACAAUGAUAAAUGUGGGCGCUUAUGGUAAAGAUAGUGAUGGCAGUAUUUUGUGUAAUACAAAUUUUCACCAACGUUUAGAAAAUGGUACACUAAAAUUACCUACAGAAACAAAACUGCCCAAUUCAGAAAUAUCAGCCCCUUAUGUAUUUGUUGGAGAUGAAGCGUUUCCUCUGAGAAACUAUUUAAUGAGGCCAUUCCCAAGAAAGCAAACACAAGAAACUAACAAAUCGUACUUUAACUAUAGACUAUCUAGAGCCAGAAUGAUUGUCGAGUGUGCAUUUGGUAUCGCAUCUUCAAAGUUUAGGAUUCUAUUGAAGGCAAUAGAAACAAAUGUUGAAAAUGCUGAUCACGUGGUGAAGGCGAUUUGUAUAUUGCAUAAUGUUAUAAUUGAUUGUGAAAAACAUGGAUCUUCUAAUCAAAAAAGCACAAAUACACAAAGUGAAACAAAUCUAAAUAAUAGUCAAUUAAUGGGAAUAAAUCCAAGAAGUAAAUCUAAUAACCGUGCAUCUCGUACAGCUAUUCAAAUACGUAACAGUUUCGUACAGUUUUUUCAAGAGAGUAGAAUUUAAGUUUAGUAUGACAUAAUAUUAUAAUUAAUUAUAUCAGAUGUAUAUUAUAAUAAUC
Messenger RNA from Sipha flava (yellow sugarcane aphid), 1128 nucleotides. Its product is annotated as protein ALP1-like. The transcript has 2 exons. NCBI's taxonomy places the organism in Eukaryota, Metazoa, Arthropoda, Insecta, Hemiptera, Aphididae. The record is from RefSeq and is a predicted model, not a curated record. Bases 63 to 1073 code for a protein of 336 amino acids.